GCUCACAGUGCAGUGAUAAUCCUGGCAGGCUGCUCUAUUUUUAUCCCUCUGUGCUCUGUCCUGCCUUAGUGAGUUGCAUGGGGAAGUAACUCCAGAGUUUGCUUGUGGACAGGCUGCGGGGGCAACAGCAUUGGGCUGCCAGGAGUGGAGGGCUUUGCGGAGGACUUGGAGCAGGCAGUAGAAUGAUAGAAGGGCAUGUUUAGGGUGUCUAGCCAGCUACCUGACUUUCUGGAGGUUUUCCAAAGUUUCUCUUCUGCUUGCUGUGCCGCUGGAGUACAGAGGGAAUGUCCCAUGAAGGUGAGCUUGGAGGUCAGGUGGCCAGCACUGCCAUCAGCAGUGUAGCUGUGCAGGCAGGGGGCUCGCGGAUCACCGUGGCCGUGCUCCAGUGUGGCUCGCUGCUCCAGCUGCGGCUAGCCGAGUCAGAGCCUGACCUGCUGGAGAUUGGCAACAGCCAGGAGGACACACAGAGGAUCCUAGAGGAACACGAGCAGCUGCUGAUCAAGCUCAAGAAACAUGAGGGCUCUGUGCGUGGGUUGCUGCAGGAAGCAGACUGGACAAUGGAGGAGGGGGCUGAGCCCAAGCUGCAUGAGCCCAUGGCAUCCUCUCUGAGCCAGGCCUGGAAGGAGCUGGUUGCUCAAUUGGACACUCGCAGGGACCUGCUGCAGCUGGCCGUAUGCUUCUAUGACCGAGCCCUGGAGUUUGCAGUGAAGAUAGACGAAGCAGAGAAGCUCCAACAGGGCACGUCCAAGGAGAUAUCCACAGGCUGCCUGGAAGAGCUGGUUCAGAGGCACAGCAGCAUUAAACGAGGCCUACUGAAAACGUCUCUGCUGGCUCUGAACAGCAGCCAGGAGCUGCUGAACUUCCUCCAGCACUCUUGCUCUAAAGAGAAACUACUGAGGCCGGGCAGCAUGCGCAGGGCACACAGCAGCUGUACCAAGGUGGAGAACCUUCUGGAGAUCCUUCAGGAUAGGCGCCGACAGGUGGAUGAGCGAAUGAGGCAGCAGCAGCACCACCUGGAGUCUGUUUUGCAUGUCCGCCUCUGGGAGCAGCAGGAACAGGAAGACUGGAGCCUGAUCGUGAGCAGGCUGCUGGCUCAGGCCCCUGACGUCCUCUCUGUGGAGGACAGGGAGGUUCUAGCUGCGAGGAGCCUCCAGCUGAAAGAGCUCCGUGAAAUGCUCUGGAGACUGAUGGAGGGCCACCUGGGGGAUCGGCAGGAAAGCAACACAUUCUUCACCAGGGCCAAUAAGGCUUUUGAGGCCCUAGCUGGUGUGGAGAGCCAGCUGCAGGCCCCACACUCACUGUCAAACUCUCAGCUGGCCCAGUGGCACAAGGAGCUCCAGUGUACCUCGAGGGAAGUGGCUGCUGAUCCUCUCCAGCAUGAGCAGCUUCUCCUUGAGAGGCUUCAGCCCCACUGUGCCCAAAUGGCUGGGGUGCUGGGAUAUAUUCAGGUGGACUCCUUCAGUGGAGAGUGCCAGGCCUACCGGGACCUGGCUGAAAAGAAGCUACAGUUAAUGUCCUCUAUUGAAGAGCUGAUAUACAAGGUGUCCCUGUGGAUGAAGGGAACCAGCUCCGCUAUCAGCAACAGCAGCCUCGAACCUGGAUCAGGGCUCUCCAAGUUAGAGGACAUGUUGAAUAGACACAUGGAGCUGGCUUCACAGGCACAGGACACAGCAGACAAGCUCAAGUCCAUCACAGAGCUUGUGGCACAGCUAAGGCUGCUGGACUCUCAUGAGGCCGAUGAGCUGUCCAGCAGGAACAUUGUUCUGACCAAACAGCUGGGGGUGGUGAUGAGAAGCGUGAAUGAAUGGCUGGACACUCUCAGGCCCUAUGUGUGUUUUCUGCACGUCACAGAGGAGGUGGAUGAGCAGAUACAGCAAGUACAGGAGAUGUUUAAGGGCAGCCCUGAAGAUGACACUGAGGAUGUGAGUGGCAAAUGGCAGUCGCUGUUGCAGAGGUUCCUCAACCUGCAGGAGCAAGCCAACAUCCUCAUCUCUUCGGUCAGCAUGGCCAGUGAGAAGCACAAGCUUGACGUGAAAGCUGCUGUGUAUCAGGUUGAGAAGAUCAUGGAAGAGCUGACCAAGAAAAAGGCCAUCCUGAUGGACCUGUGGACCUCAUGGCAGCUCCAGGUCAACCAGAUAAAGUCUGUGAAAAAGCAGUGGAAGAAAUUCAAGGAGCAGCUUAAGAAGAACAUCCAUGACCUGAAGAUGCUGGAGGAUGUUCUUGCUCCAGGAUCCAAGAUGGAUUUGGGAAGUGAUCUCACAACUGUGACCAACUUGCAGGAGAAUUUCAGCCUUGCAAAACCACAGUUUCUGCAGCUGAAUGCAGAGGUGGAGCACACGCUGAAGAUCUCAGAGCUGUUGCCACUCAGAGGAGCUUCAGUGAAAGAGAAGAAUGAGAAGGUGACGGAGCUCCUCCAUGUGCACCAGCAAGUCAAGGAUAAGAUAAAGGAGUAUGAAGUGGUCCUCUGCAAGGCUGUCCGGUUCCUGCAGCUGUACCGUGAUCUGGACUGCGUGCCAAGUGCUGUGCCAGUCACAGUGUUACCUGAUGCUAGUCAGGCUCGGGUCCAACUGGAACAGUACCAGGAGAAACGUGCCCACAUAUGCUACCUGUAUAAGCAAGCCAUCUCCUUGGGGGCAGAGGUUGCCACCAUUGUGUGUCAGUCGCAUACCCUGGGCUUCCAGGUCCAGCAGCUCCAGGAGAAGAUGAAAAAGUUAGAGAUAGCCAGCAUGAGGUGGAGUAUGGAGGCCUAUCGCUGUGAGGAAAACCUGGAGAGCCACUUGCACUACUGUGUAUUCAAGGAGGACAUGAAUGAGUUUAGAGAUUCAUUUAAAGACCUGAAGAAGAAAUUCAACAACUUAAAAUUCAACUACAUGAAGAGGAACGAGAAAAUAAGGAACAUAAAGGGAGUGAAGAAUCAAUCUCAGCAGAUAGAGCGGUACAUGGAGAAACUACAAGUGCUGAAGAACAAGGUGCAGGCCUUCACCGUCAAGCUGACCACCAGCAAAGAGCAGCCCCUCAAGGGGAGAGAGAUGGAAGAUGUCGUGAACGAGCUCCAGAGGCAGCUGGGGGAUUUUUACAGGACCAUGGAGGAAUUCAAGACAAACCUUGAAAUGACAGCUAACCUGCAUCUGGUUGUGGAGGAGUACCAGUUCUGGUCUGAUGAGGCCAGCGCCACCAUCAUGAGGGUAGGGAAGUACUCCUCUGAGUGUAAGACCAAGGAGGCUGUGAGCAUGCUCUACAAGCAGUUUGAGAAGUUUUUCUGGCCCACAGUUCCACAGCAGGAAGAGCGGAUCCAGCAGAUCAAAGAGCUGGCCAUACGUCUCCUUGGUCCAGAAGAGGGGAAGAAGUUUGCAGAGAAAACUGUUAGCAAACACAGUGAGAUUGUGGACUCCAUCAAAGAGCUCUGCAAAGGCCUGAUGAACCUGGAAACCAAUUUACAGGCAGAGGCUCUGAAGCAGCAGUCCAGCCCAGGGGAACACACAGACACAGACAUGAGUGAGCUGAAGGAGUCACACCAUACUCUGGAAAAUGCUGGCCCGGGCCAUGAGAAGAGGAGCAGGGUGAUGGACCAACCCCAACAACUUGGACGCGACAUUGCGUUGCUACAGAGCAUGUCCUACUGCUGUGAAGCAUACUCAGAGAGUAGCCAGGUCACCUCCAUCUCUGGCAGCUCCACAAUGGAACGACUUGAAUGCCUGCACACCACCUCACACACCGAGACCAUCAGCCUGUCCCUCUUGCCAUCCUCGGCCAUCCCUGGCUUCUCUGACAACUGCAGGGAGUUUUGCAUGCCAGAAGAGCAGAAGAAAGAGCAUGAGGAGCCUGAGUCUCUCGGAAGCUUUGGGGAACAGCUUGCACACACACAGGGGGAAGUUCCGCAUUCUGCAGAAGAGAUCAUGUGUCCUGAUGCAUCUGAACAUGCAUCACUUCCUCCCAUGGGUGAGGUGACAUGUGCAACAGAGGGUGACCUCCUCACCGAGGAAUAUCUUUUCAAUGACGAGUACGAGUGCCCCUCACCUGAUGACAUCUCGCUGCCCCCACUUUCUGAGACGCCAGAGUCCAACAUGGUCCAGUCAGAGAAUGAGGAUGGCAUGUGCUCACGUAGCCCACAUGCUAGCCAGCAGGGCCUCUUCCAGUUGCACUCUCAACUCAGUGAUGGUGCCCCCCAGAGGCAGGGGUGGGUCCUGAGUCAGGAUGAAGGCCAGUCCAGGUUUCGGGUGGAGUCGUCAUCAUUUGUGCACAGCCCCCUGACCGUGCCUGCCCCCAGCCUGGUGUCCAGCACGCUCUCCAGCAUCCUAAGGACCAGGCUCCCCCCACCCCCUUCGCCCGCCCCCGGCACUCUCAGUGAGUGCCAGCAGACUCUGUAUGCAAUGCAUAAGAGCUUCAUGCAUAUGCAAGAGUGUGUGCAUGUGGGUGCUUCGCCCAGUGACAUGCAUGUCCCCCCUUCCCCACUAAUGGACCCGGGCCCCUGCAGGCCUGCCAUCUUCCGGGAAGAGGUCCGGCUGUUGUCAGGAAGCCAGGCGAUACCUGACCUUUUGGGUCAGGCUCCUAACUUCUCCAAGCUACUGUCUAAUGCCAAGGUCAUGGAGGGCUCCCCUGUGACCCUGGAAGUAGAAGUCAUGGGAUCCCCAGAGCCUACGCUUACAUGGUACAGGAAUGGACAGAAAGUGCACCAUGACCAGCAUGUAAAACUGUCCCAAAAGGACAGAACACCAAUAGCGGCGCAAGCCUCAAUGUCACACGGACCAUAAACUCUAGUGGUAUGCUCCUCUAGUUCUGUCCUCCAGGUCAAAGGUAAAAAAACAAAAAAAAAAGCUUCCCAGAUGAUUCCACCCCUUCAUCCAAGCUGGACUGGCUCACCUGUUUUGGCACCUUGUGUGUCUUCUUGUGGCUUGUGUACUUGCUGUUGUUGUAAUGUGCUCCUGGGCACCUGUCCUGAGAGGGAGGUUUGUGUACCACACUGGAAUAACCCUUAAUGUGUACUCUCCCUCCUGCGUCCAUUUAUGACCCAAAGGGACCUGUGUCUCUGUUUACUUGCACCAUCUGGACCUUUUGGCUUUUUGACCAGUCAUUUAACAGUCAGCUUGUGUUUCUUGUGUGAAAACAUCCACGUCCAUUUAAACAGAUAAGAAACACAAAAUCAUAUGACAACCUAUUUAAUUUGUGACAGCCACAUUCUGGUGAAGCAGAGUGUUGACACAUCAGGUUCGGGAAAAUAUAUCUGCGUGGACAGAAACCAGGAAGGAGAGGCUGUGUGCUUAGCACAGAUCCAGGUCAGUAAAUAUUACCAGCAUUAAAGCCGCAAUGAAGAGCCUUCAUUGUCCACAAAGCUGGCAGGUCUUCCUUCGCAUGGCACCAUUUAUGACCAUGUGGCCAUGGAAACAAUGGAAACCUGCCCACAGAAGCUGCCCAGCAAGACGACACCAUAAUCACCACCAGAAAAAAAUGUGGAUUAGGUGUCAGAGUUAUUUCUGUUUAGGGCAGUGACUCUUGGGUGUGGAUAAGAACCUGUUUCUAGGUAGAAUGGUGACUGGUGGUUCUGGUUAAGAGCAGGAUUCUGGGUAGGAUGGUUAUUGGUUGUUUUAGUUAAGAGCAUGUUUUUUAGGAGUGGUGGAUUUUCUUCGGUUCCCCUACAUGUAUAUAUCCUGCAUUAAAUAAAGCCAGAUUACUUUGCCAUCACUUAUUAGGAGCAAGUGUGAAAACAGUUUGUAUGGUCGGCAACAAUCUGCACUAACUUGCUAAUGACGUCUGUUUUAAUAUGACCUCCACAGGCUGAAAUUCUGUUUCAUUGGCAUGUUGCCAUUAUGAUUGUAAAUCAUGACCAUUCAUCUUCAGCUAUUGCAAAGUUUAAGUACAUUUUAUUCUAUCAGUAAUUCCUUGCGUGAACAUGUUCCUUUCUCUGUGAUCCUGUUAUCCUCAUUCACACGACAUCCUGAUAUCCUCAUUAAUGAAAGUUUGUAUGGCUGUUUGCUUUUCCACAUCUACACAGUCUUUACAUGUUUCAUUUUAUUUAAAAAAAUGUUUUUAAAAAUUG
This is a messenger RNA of Paramormyrops kingsleyae, 6034 nucleotides long. NCBI's taxonomy places the organism in Eukaryota, Metazoa, Chordata, Actinopteri, Osteoglossiformes, Mormyridae. The record is from RefSeq and is a predicted model, not a curated record.